This is a messenger RNA of Culex pipiens pallens (northern house mosquito), 1457 nucleotides long. RefSeq names its product delta-latroinsectotoxin-Lt1a (gene flip). The record is from RefSeq and is a predicted model, not a curated record. The coding region runs from base 307 to 1374 and encodes 355 amino acids. Gene Ontology annotation, cellular component: ciliary inversin compartment. The transcript has 2 exons. Gene Ontology annotation, molecular function: protein binding. NCBI's taxonomy places the organism in Eukaryota, Metazoa, Arthropoda, Insecta, Diptera, Culicidae. Gene Ontology annotation, biological process: protein localization to ciliary inversin compartment.
UAAAACUUAAAACUUAAAACUUAAAACUUAAAACUUAAAACUUAAAACUUAAAACUUAAAACUUAAAACUUAAAACUUAAAACUUAAAACUUAAAACUUAAAACUUAAAACUUAAAACUUAAAACUUAAAACUUAAAACUUAAAACUUAAAACUAAAAACUAAAUACUAGAAUUCUAGAUUGAAUUUUCAAGAGGUCCUGUCUGCAAAUUUAAUCUAAAACCCUCUGUUGAUUUGUCGGUCGACCUAAUGGCAAUCGCUUGAACUUCAACAAGCUUUCCCCACUAGUUCAUCCGUAUGCCACCAGAAUGCGCCACUCGUUCACGCCAAACUUUUCAUCGAUUCUCUGCGCGCACGCGCUUCAACUGCCAAUCGAUCAAACAACUACGCGCCCCUUCGCUUCGAACCAUGCUUCUGAAAUCAUCUCUGAACAAGUCUUACUCCCUGCAAUGACCACCAGUCUAACGUCGGAAAAACUCCUCCACGCGGACGCCCACUUCCGGGUGUACCUCACCAAGCAGACCACGUCCACCAUCGGCUUCCGGUGGGACUUGGCGGAACCGCUGGCGGAACCGUUCGACCUGUUCAAAGUGGAAAAGUGCUACAGCUGCAAACGCAACCUGUGGGACGUGGUCCACUGGGGAACGGGCUGGUCUGUGGUGGUCCGCAGCCUCGAGCAGAACCUGUGCUACUCGUUUCGGAUCAACGUGCUGCGGCAGAACGAGGAGGACGGACGGUUCCUGUACCUGAGAAAGUCCGAAGUGUUCAAGUCGUUUACGCUGCCCGAUGUUCCGUCAACGUUGUCCGUCUUUCGUGCGGUCCGAAAGAGUCAACCGGCACUGAUCAGAAAGCUGUUGAGCAUCAAGCCAGCCUUAGUCAACGUACCAGUUCAUGGAGAAACCCUACUGUAUCAGGCAGUGAGGAACGGCAACCUGGAGGUCAUCGACCUGUUGCUGGAGUUUGGCGCUGACGUUAAUCUUGGAAUGCCGUGCAACGCGGAGACGCCACUUCACCUAGCGGUCUACAACAAGAACAUCAAGAUCGCGCGCCACCUGAUCGAGCACGGCGCGGACAUGGGGGCGGCCAACUGCGUCGGGAUGACCGCCGGCCACUACGCGAUCGACACCAACGAUCUGCACACGGUCAAGUACGUGCUCGGGCACGGCGGAAGCCUGGAGGCGCGGGACCGCUGCAGCUGGACGUUGAUCUUCCGGGCGAUCUACAUGCACGUGAGCACCGAAAUCGUGAAGCACCUGAUGGAGCGCAAGUGUCGGCUGAAGGUGCGCGACCGAAACCGGCUGAUGCCGCUGGAUUACGCGCGGUUGACGCAACAGGAAGAGGUCAUACGGUUGAUCCGGAGGAGGUUGAAGAUUUAAGCGAUGGGAAACUUUUUUUUUAUUCGUACAACAUUAAAAAUAACAUUUUUGUAAGAAAAAUAAAAACUAAAUGGUACUGAUAA